AUGGCCACUGCCACCCGUCGACCCGUUUUCUUCAACCCAGGAGCCCGCUCAUGGACUGCGCCGCCAUCCUCCGACGAGGACGUCGUGGACAGGUUCCAUAAGCAGAUGCCCAACUACAGUCCGACCGAGUUUGUGAGUCUCGAUGCUAUCGCAAAGGAGAUCGGUGUCGGUGCCGUUCACCUAAAGAAUGAAGGCAACCGCUUCGGGAUGCCGUCGUUCAAGAUCCUCGGCGCCUCGUGGGGAACAUUCCGCGCCAUCACGCAACAGCUGAGUCUGCCCAUCAGCUCGGACAUCGAGACGGUCAAGAAGGCGCUGGAAUCGCAUAGCAUCUCGCUUUACGCCGCGACGGAUGGAAACCAUGGCCGCGCUGUAGCACGCAUGGGUGCCAUCUUCUCAAUUCCUGCUGAGAUUCACGUCCCCGCGACCUUGGGGGAGAGCGCCGUUGAACUGAUCCGCUCCGAGGGCGCCACCAUUGUUGUCUCGUCUGGGACUUAUGAUGAAGCCGUUUUCGAAGCGUACAGUGCCUCGAAGCACGAGGGAGGAAUUCUCAUCCAGGAUUUUGCCUUUGACGACUACCAAGACUUUCCUCAGUGGAUUGUCGACGGCUAUCUCACCAUGAUGCGCGAGGUCGAUCAGCAGCUCGCCGGCACCUGUGCCGACCUCGUCAUCGCGCCCGUCGGAGUCGGCUCCUUCGCGCAAGCUGUCGUCGCCCACUUCAAAAGAGAGGGCAGCUCCACAGCCGUCAUGAUUGUUGAGCCCGACACUGCGGCCUGCAUGUGGAAGAGCCUGAAGCGAGGCGAGCUGACGUCGGAGCAAACGACCCCAACCAUCAUGGCUGGCCUUGACUGUGGCACUCCGUCGACCAUUGCUUGGCCACUUGUCAAGGGGGGUGUUGAUGCCAGUGUCACCGUCUCGGACUACGAAUCCCAUAAGGCGUCGCUUUACCUCAAGUCUCUUGGCAUCUCUGCCGGGCCUUGCGGUUCUGCACCCCUUGCUGCUCUCCGGCGAUUGACGGCAUCAGACAAGUCGACCUUGGGGUUACACGAGAAUUCCACCGUGGUUCUCCUCUGCACUGAGCGCAACAGAGAGUAUCCCGUUCCUCUCAGCGUGUCCAGUGAUGACCCCGUCGUCUUGACCCAGACACUCGUCCAGAUCAACUCGGCCAACCCGUCGUUAGGUUCCGUCCCGGGACCCGGCGAGACGGCUAUCGCUCGGUACAUCACCGCAUGGCUGGAGCAUCGCGACAUCGAAAGCCACUGGAUCGAGCCCACAAAGGGACGGCCAUCCGUUGUUGGCGUAGCGCGAGGAUCGGGAGGCGGCAAAAGCCUUCUGUUAAACGGACACAUCGACACUGUAACGCUCAUGGGCUACGACGACGACCCGUUGAGUGGCUGUAUUACUGAUGGCAAGCUCUACGGCCGUGGUUCCGCGGACAUGAAAGGCGGAGUCGCUGCCGCCAUGAUUGCCCUCGCCAACGCAAAGAAGGCCGGCCUUCGAGGCGAUGUCAUCUUUACCGGCGUCGCUGACGAAGAGGCUGUGAGCAUCGGCACACAAGAUGUCCUCGCGGCUGGAUGGCGCGCCGACGCCGCUAUCGUCUCAGAGCCAACCGAUCUCGACAUCGUCCACGCCCACAAGGGCUUUGUCUGGCUCGAUGUCACGGUCCAGGGCGUUGCCUCGCAUGGCUCUCGUGCGGAUUUGGGAGUCGAUGCCAUCGCAAAGGCUGGUUACUUCCUCGCAGAGCUCGACAGGCAUGCACAGCGGUUGCUAGACGGCCCGGCUGACCCUAUUGUCGGGUCUCCAACCAUCCACGCAUCUCUCAUCAAAGGCGGCGAAGAGGAGUCAUCUUAUCCAGCUCUGUGCACCAUCUCGAUAGAACGGCGCACCGUAGCAGGCGAGACGCCGGAGACGGUUAAGAAGGAGAUCCAAGACAUUCUGGACAAGCUCACCAAGGAGGUUUCCGGUUUCAAGGCAGACCUCAAAGUCACCUUCAGCCGGUCUCCAUUCAAGCUCCCAUUAGACGACCCCUUCACGGUGCUGGUAGGGGACUUUGUGGGCAAAGCGCUUGGGAAGACGGCCACUGUCACGGGUGGCGCAUACUGGACCGACUGCGCUUUGUUAGCUGAUAAGGGCAUCCCGUCGCUUCUUUGGGGGCCCAAGGGUGAGGGCCUGCAUGCGAAGGAGGAAUGGGUUGAUGUGGAAUCGGUGAGGUUGGUUGCAGAGACCUUGACCAACAUUGCGAAGCAGUUCUGUCAAUAG
Ilyonectria robusta is the source of this 2256-nucleotide messenger RNA. RefSeq names its product tryptophan synthase beta subunit-like PLP-dependent enzyme. NCBI's taxonomy places the organism in Eukaryota, Fungi, Ascomycota, Sordariomycetes, Hypocreales, Nectriaceae. The record is from RefSeq and is a predicted model, not a curated record. Gene Ontology annotation, molecular function: hydrolase activity. The transcript has 2 exons. The coding region runs from base 1 to 2256 and encodes 751 amino acids.